CUAGCCACUCUUUUUCGUCUCUGCCGGUGGCCGGUGGCCGCCACUCGUUCUCUUGGAACUCGCCGUUCCGUUCACUCCUUGCCCUAGAUAAACGCCCAAACCACCUUGGCCUCGAACUCGGUUUCUUGUUUUUUCUUCUUCUUGCUUUGCUUGGGUUAUCUGUCCCUCUGGCUUCGAAGGAUUUGCAUGGCACCCGGGAACUCGUUCGUCGCUUAAAAACUGACGUUCCGGGGCGCCCAACGAGCCGCUGUCAGGCUUUCAUCGUAAAUGCUGAACCCUGGUUUCUGAACUACCAAAAGCUAGGCGACCAUGCACCGGCAUCAUCAGCGCCUACACCACCAUGGCCAAUACGCGGAAGCUGACUCUGCUCCUCUCGAGCCGAUUGUCAUUCCCGAAGUUCCGGGCAUCGUAAAACGAGCGCCAAUGCCUACGGCAGAGUCAGGGUCGACCGAGAGGUGUGAACCUGGAGAUAACUCUGCUCGAUGUGAGAAGAACACGAGCACGACAAACAACACUGUACUGCCUGUAGUGCUAGGAGCUGUUAUCCCAAUUGUCUGUGCGAUUAUAGUGUUGUACUUUCUGCAUCGGCGAAACCUAAAGAAACUCCGAAACGAAGAUGCCAAUGACAAACACAAAUCUCUUGACUUUGGACUAGAUUUACCGGCUGGCGGCGGUAGACCUGGAAUGCAUGAGAAGGAUGGUACACGUAUCAAUCAUAUGAAAGGUGUUUCUCUUGAUAUUGGGCAUAGCCCGUAUAUGAUGCCACCUGAUAUGCGAGGCUCAAGGGACUCAAUGAAUUCGCUGCCCCGCUCGGUUCUGACGGACGAUGAUAAGUACCGACGUGCACAUCAGUACUUUUCACCUGAUACGCACUCUAUUCGAUCCCAGCGACGAGGCCAUGAAGACACAGCAAGCAUUGCUGGCUCAACAAGGAGAGGAGCCUAUGGCGACGACAUGAACCAAGGGCUACUAGGAAAUGCUCAAAGGAUCUCACGCUCUUCCCCACCUCUCUACAAUGCACCCAGUGAGCCCAGUCCGCGCAGCUCAGCGAACCAACCCCAAGUGCAUGACGCGAGUUUUGAAUUAAACUUGCCAAGGAGCCCUAGUCCCGUUCAUGUUCCAGGAUUGACGUCAAUCAAUGAGUUGGCGACAGAGAGCCCAACAGAAGACAAUGCCCCUGCAGGUGCACAAGCACAGUUGAACUCUCGCCCCGAACACGAGUUCGAUUUUGUGUUACGGGAUACAGCUUCUGCCCACACCGAACCCAACCCUGCCCCGCUGCAUGAUACGUCAAUUCCAACUCCUCGAAUUUCUUUCCCCUCGAGCGAUGGCGCUAGUGAUUAUGGAGACGAAAGGGCGUCGUCCAACGUUCCGAUGCCUCCGUUACCAGAGGAGCCGCCACAGCAAUCUAACAUGAGCCUCGAUCCUCGCCGUGAUACCCGCCGCCUGACAAUGGGGUUACGCCCAUUGCCCCCAGAGGAUCCGGCUGAUAACCCCGAGCAACGUGCUAAUCGUAUUCGAUCAUUCUACAAGGAGUAUUUCGACGAAAGCAAAGCGGGCCAAAGAGAAACUUACUACGAAGACUACGAAGCAGAAUACUAUCCGUAUGAGGAUGAGUAUGUGUACGAUCCAGUGACUGGCGAGUACUAUGACGCAUUCCCAGCGCCGUACGCUGAGCCAGUGACCCGUCGUGCCAUGACUCCUCCGCCGCGUGCACCUCCCCGAUUUCAAGGCGGGCCGCGCCAUAUGGCAUCAGGUUCGAUCGGUGGCUAUAGUGAGCAAUUCUAUUCACCAGGCCCGCGUGCGUUCUCGUCGGCAUCGGCCCGUUUCCCUGGUGCUCGAGGGCCGCGCAAGCCAGCCCCUCCGCCAGCCCCUCUUACCGUUCUCCCAACUCCACACUUGCUUAAGGACGAUGCCAUUAUGACGGCCAUUGAUUUUGCUCCGGGUUCGAGCUUCAGGGACCAAAAAGACGGCCGCCCAGAGACACCUCUUGGUGGAGUACGGCCUUAUAGCCCGAUGGUUCGAGCACACACCCCUCUUACUUCGGUAUUCGACGACUUGGCACCUAUGCCUAGCCCACACCAACUGCGAAAGUCAGGCGCUUUUGAUAAUUUAGAUUUUGCUCCCCCACCUCGUUUCAAGACCCAGGAGACUGCGAGCGAUGCCGGUAGCAUCCGCAGCACGCGAACCGGGGUCUCAGCAGCACAUUUGAAUAAUAUCCGCACUGGUGCGUACCGUGUCAGCCGACUGCCCCCGGAAACUGUUGGUACCAGGGAUGACUUGAUGUCGAACCUUCGUCCUACAUGGGAUAUGCGGCAAUAAAUAUCGAAUCCUUAUGACGACUUCCCACUGUAUUCUGGAGUUGACAUACCAUGUUAUGAUCUGUACUAUCGAGUUUGAUUUGCUCUUGUGAAAUCUGGGUUACUGGUAACUUAUUCACGCUCAUUGCAUAAAUGGCAUACAAGAGGCUGUUGUUUAUUGUCAUAUUUCAUUCUAUUCGUGUAUCUCUGCUAUUAGGAGUCGGAUAUAAACGGCACAUCAUUGUUAUUUUUUUGGUACGAAGUCAGA
Messenger RNA from Aspergillus versicolor CBS 583.65, 2568 nucleotides. RefSeq lists its product as uncharacterized. The record is from RefSeq and is a predicted model, not a curated record. Bases 310 to 2322 code for a protein of 670 amino acids. Lineage: Eukaryota; Fungi; Ascomycota; Eurotiomycetes; Eurotiales; Aspergillaceae. The transcript is spliced from 4 exons.